CUGGGAAGUCCCGUCCUGUGCCUGGGAAGCAGAAAGGGAUCAAAGGUGCAGCUAGCCUGACUCUAAGCCAGCCGUCCCACCCCGGGAGCGAGUUUCGGCACCAUGACAGUGGGGGCCAAGCUGGGUGGGAGGGUGAAAGCCAAGUUCUCUCCCUCGGGGCCUGGUGAGGACAAGAUCUCCAUCCUGGAGAGGCAACAGCAGGAGGAGGAGAGCCUGGGAGCCGCGGGGAGCCGGGCAGAGGAGACCUGCCGCUCCAAGAAAGUGCGCUUCGCCUUCCUCCCGGACAACUACGAGCCGCUGCGGCAGGAGGGCUCGGCAGGCAGGAGCAAGUGCAAGAGGAAGCUGAGGAAGUACAGCAAGAAUGUUGGCAAAGCUCUCCAGAAAGGAUGUCGCUACUUGGUGAUCGGCCUGCAAGGAUUAGCAACUGCAUAUGCAGCACCCUUUGGAGUAGCAGCAUCAGUAGCCUCCUUGGUCCGCUAGAGUGGCUCUGCCUGUCUCAUAAAGGAAUUAAAAAUGAGCUUUCAUAGAGGAGUACGGUGAUUUGUACUUUCCUAGCAUUAGAUCUGCUGCUGUGACCUGCAUCUGAAAAUUCUUUUCAACAACAACAACAAAUGAAGAUGCUGACGUGACAGAGUAUUCUAUUCUGGAACAAUCACAUUUCUCCAGUGCCUUUCAUGCAAACAUCUUAAGUGCUUUUCAGCUAUUAAAAUCAGAUCCAGUGAAACAAUGUGCAAGCCCAAGGAAAUAAUAGUAGAUUAAUUGAGCCAAAGUUUGUAAUUCUAAAUGAAUUAAUUUACUCAAGCCUGAUGCUAUGUGUGAAAAGGAGCAAAGGGGAAGGGAAAGCAAGUGGAAGAGGGAGAGAGGUAUGAGUGGAAAAACAGGAAGGGGAAUAAGGCGCGAGAAGUAGUGGAGAUUUGAUGCUGGUUAUGAGGAGGAAAAGUCAAAAUAAUGUAAGGAAAUGGAGAUAGUAAAGGUAUCAGGAAAAGGUAGCCUCACCGCCUUUGAUUUGCUUGUGUAUUUUAAUGCUUUGUUAGUGACAGCUACAAUCAAUAUGUUCAGAUACUAUAUGUCUCAGGUCUGAGACAUGGUAGGCUUUACUACCUCAGUAUUGCCAAUUCUAGACAUUGAGAAAUCAUGCCUUGGGCCCUGCAAAAUCACAAGAUUUGCUUAAAAAUCACAAGAUUUUAAGAAAAAUAUAUAUAUAUUGUUUGCUUUCUGAUUUUUGAGCCUUUAGGGUUCCCUCUAAUUAUGUUGCCAAGCUUUUCUCUACAAUUGUGAGGGCUAGAAAAUUACUUUAAAAAAAAAUUGAAAGCUGAGAAUCUUGUGUAAUCAUUUGACACUGGGAGCUGGGGCUUUAAGAAAAAUACCAAAUAUCGCAAGACUCUGGAAAAAACACUCCCAGGCACAUCUGAGGCCCAUAGAAUUCUACUAGCUCUGUAUUCAUUUCAUUUUGUGAAAGUUGUGGCGAUGCCAUAUCAAAAUGAAACUUUCAGAUGGCUGGGCUAAGAAAUUUGAAUGGAGAUCUCCUAACAUCACACUUUGAGGGAAACAUAUCUGAACUGUUACUGACAUGAGAUCAAGCAUUUUCCUUACCAAUAUUUGGAGUUCUAAGUUGUGCUUUUCUGCUAUUCUUUUAACUAAAUCUUGUUGGCGUGUUCUCUUUGUAGGGUGACCAGAUAGCAACUGUAAAAAAUCGCGACAGGGGGUGGGGGGUAAUAGGAGCCUAUAUAAGAAAAAGCCCCCAAAAUCGGGACUGUCCCUAUAGAAUCGGGACAUCUGGUCACCCUAUCUCUUUGCCUUACUAUGAAUGUACUGGAAUUGCCUCGCUUAAGAAGCCAGAUUGUGUUUCUCUGAAUGGUGAUGAGAAAACUGAAGACCUGUAAAUAAAAAUAAAAAUGCUCCCUUUG
Molecule: messenger RNA, 1907 nt
Organism: Malaclemys terrapin pileata
Lineage: Eukaryota; Metazoa; Chordata; Testudines; Emydidae
Gene: C3H1orf115
Product: chromosome 3 C1orf115 homolog
Exons: 2
Coding region: 103-480 (125 amino acids)
Source: RefSeq, a predicted model, not a curated record